This is a messenger RNA of Fusarium redolens, 1698 nucleotides long. Its product is annotated as major facilitator superfamily domain-containing protein. Gene Ontology annotation, molecular function: transmembrane transporter activity. The transcript is spliced from 4 exons. Lineage: Eukaryota; Fungi; Ascomycota; Sordariomycetes; Hypocreales; Nectriaceae. The record is from RefSeq and is a predicted model, not a curated record. Gene Ontology annotation, biological process: transmembrane transport. The coding region runs from base 1 to 1698 and encodes 565 amino acids.
AUGGCCACAGACAAAUCGACUACCGUGGGUCUCGACGAGGAGAAGCAUAAUUCCGAGCUUAGAGAACCGUCCAUUGUGACAUCCUCAACUGCCAACGACAUAGAAACACCAGAGGUCCGCCAUGCAGAUGCGAAUAAUGAUCAGGAAAAUGGCAUGAACGAGGCAGAAAAACCCGUUGAAUACCCAAAAGGCUUGGAGAUGUUCUUCAUCAUGCUUGCGCUGGUGCUCAGUAUCACGCUCUGCUCUCUCGAUCAGACCAUCGUUGCAACUGCUGUCCCCAAGAUUACCGACGAAUUCGACAGACUACAAGAUAUCUCGUGGUACGGCUCAGCAUAUUUCCUCACCCUCGGAGCCUUCCAGUCACUCUGGGGGAAGAUUUACAAGUUCUUUCCUCUGAAAACAAGCUUCCUGGUCUCUAUCCUCAUCUUUGAACUUGGGAGUCUGAUCAGCGCUGUCGCUCGAAACUCAACGACUGUGAUUGUCGGACGUUCUAUCGCUGGCUUGGGCGCCUCGGGUGUUGCGCCUGGAGUAUACACGAUUCCUGCUUUUAUUGCCGAGCCCGAGAAAAGAGCUACAUACACGGGUUUCAUCGGGCUGUCGUAUGGUAUAGCUGCUGUUGCUGGGCCACUUAUUGGUGGAGGGCUAACAGAUGGGGCGAGCUGGAGAUGGUGCUUCUACAUCAAUCUGCCAAUUGGUGGUCUAGCCGUCCUCGUCAUCUUGCUCACCUUCAAGACUCCCGCAGGGGUAAAGGUCGUCGACGCUACACUCAAGGAAAAGAUUUUACAGAUGGACUUUCUAGGCACAGCGCUUGUGAUGGGCGCGUCAUUAUCGCUACUUCUAGCUCUUCAAUACGGUGGCGUGACCCAUGCGUGGAACUCCAGUGUUGUCAUCGGCUUACUCGUCGGCUUUGUUCUCAUGAUCAUCGCACUGAUAGGAGUAGAAUUCUGGCUGGGAGAACGCGCCAUGCUGACACCACGACUCAUUCGCCAGAGGACCGUUUGGGUCAACGCCGUAUGGGGCUUUUUCUUUGCUGGAGCAUACUUCAUCACGCUUUACUACCUUCCUAUCUACUUCCAGAGUAUUGAUAACCAGAGUCCGAUCGGCUCGGGUGUACGAAACAUUCCUCUCAUUGCCUUGUUCAGCGUUGCCACAUUUACAUCUGGCAAAGCCAUCACAAAGACGGGCACUGCAGCUCCGUAUCUGGUAGGCAGCUCUAUAAUCGUCACUAUUGCGUCCGGCCUGUUCUAUACCCUCGACAUUGGGACCUCAACAGGCAAAUGGGUUGGGUAUCAGAUCUUGGCGGGCUUUGGGUAUGGCAUUGGCCUCCAGGUCCCGGUUGUCAUUUCGCAAGCAUUCGCUGCGCCCGGUGACAUGGCUCCUGUGACUUCGAUCAUUAUAUUUGCUCGAACCCUCGGUGGUACAUUCUUAAUCACAGCUGCGCAAUCUGGCUUCAUCAACCAGAUCAUCCACAAGCUGUCCAGCACAGCGCCGACCGUUGAUCCCGCCUUGGUUACGGAAACUGGUGCCACUACUCUGAGACAGAAUUUCUCUGGUGCCGAGUUGGAUGAUAUACUACAUGCUUAUGCAUGGGGUAUCAAAGUUGCUUUCUCGAUUACUAUCGCGGCUUGUGGAAUAACCGUUUUUACGAGCUUGUUUACCAAGUGGACCAACAUCCACGUGAAGAAGCCAAGCUCAUAG